This is a messenger RNA of Rotaria sp. Silwood1, 849 nucleotides long. The record is from the annotation of a GenBank genome assembly. Lineage: Eukaryota; Metazoa; Rotifera; Eurotatoria; Philodinida; Philodinidae.
AUGUUCUCAAUUUAUCCAUUAUUAACUUACAAAUCAUUUGAUGAAGCAACAAUCAUGUUCAAAUAUAUGAUUUUCACUGGAAUGCCAUAUAAACGAUCACCUUGCUGGGGUAUUCAUCAGGAACCAAAUAGACUACUUAGUUAUUAUCCAUUUGAUAUACAAGAAUAUCGACGAGCUUAUUUAACAUUUUCAGAAUGGAUAUUGAAUAAUUUUGAAUUACAUUCUAAAUUCGAAUUGACAUCUAUUCAAAAGAAAUUACAAGAGAGUCAUAAAUCAGAACAAAUACCUAUCUGUUAUAAACAAUGUCAAAAUCAAUCGUUUAGUACAUCAUCAACAGAAACAACAUUUACUGGAGAUUAUAUUGCUGUUAUGAAUCGAGCCGGUAUCGGUCGUCGAGAAUUAACUAAUGCUGAUGAAUUAGUGGAAGCACUAUUGAAAGCAUUUCCUGAUCAUAAAAACUCUUAUCUACGUGUUUGGCCAAAACAAUUCGAUUUUAAUGAUGAUCUCUAUGAAACAGCACGUAUGGCUCGAUCAAUUCGUGUUCUUAUCGCAGUGCAUGGAGCUGGUAUAUCGAAUGCUAUUUUCAUGCGACCAGGUACGAUUCUCUAUGAAAUCACUCCACCUGGUUGUCGUAUGUUGACAUUUUUUUAUCGACGUUGGGCCGAAGUAUUCAAUCUUCAAUAUGCACUAUGGAGUCCUGGAGAUAAAGGUGAUGCUUGUACACAUGAAGGAAACAUUAGGGUGAAUGUGGCUGACGUUGUUAGUGAUGUCAUCAACUUAGUUCAAAAUGAAAAUCGAUAUAGAAGUGGUUAUAUAUCACGAGCACUCGAUAUUAUACGGAAAGAAUAA